This is a messenger RNA of Trichophyton rubrum CBS 118892, 489 nucleotides long. RefSeq lists its product as uncharacterized. Bases 1 to 489 code for a protein of 162 amino acids. NCBI's taxonomy places the organism in Eukaryota, Fungi, Ascomycota, Eurotiomycetes, Onygenales, Arthrodermataceae. The transcript has a single exon. The record is from RefSeq and is a predicted model, not a curated record.
AUGCACCUCUUCAAUUUACCCGCAGUCUGCCUGGUAGCCUUCUUAGCCCAAACCUGCCUCUGCCUCACGGGCAACUUCACCAUUCUUGAAAACUACAAUCACGACGUUUUGACUAUCAGCCCGCUUGAUGGACUCCUUGAAAUUAAGCCAAAUGCAACCGAUAUAUGGCUUAUUGAGCCCAUUCCCCCAGACCGCGGAUCCCACAUUAUACGGCACCGCAAGACCAAUCAGUUUAUUUAUUUCCGUCGAACAGAGGAUGGCACAACAGCAACGCUUAGCAAAGAUGCAGCGACUGUCGUCACUGUAGCAGCGAAUAUUCCAUACCAUUGUCUACUUUUCGGUAUCAGACUCAGAUCAUCAAGCGGAUCUCCAUACUACUGUACUAUGGAAGCGAAUAGCAACACCGAUGCACGGCGAGUUCUGAGACUUUACCAGAAGAGGCCGGCCCUGGAUUUUGCAUUACUCCCAAAGGCAUUUGGAAGAAAGUAG